AUGAAUGAAAGAAGUCCACAAACUAUUGGAUCCAUCAUCGAAUACAUGUGUAUGGUAGCAUAUCGGAAAUUUAUCACAAGAGCGCGAGGUGAAACAAUUCGAAAACGGUUACUCAAUAAAAAGUUUCUUUUCGAUGUGUCAGACAAAGAAAAUAUGCAAAGGUUAGAAGGUGGUUUUUUGGGCGAUGUAGAGGCAUGCGAGCUGAAAGGCUUCGUUCAGGAUUUGCGUAAACGUGGGAUUGCGCAUGAUGGUCCAGAUGGCAUACAUAUACCUGCUUUGGAAACAAUGGGUGAACCAACAGAAGAGGAUGAGGCUGCCAGUGGUAACGAUGGUCCUGUUAGCGAAGCUGAUGCAAUUCUCAAAGAUGCAGCUGCACGGGCAGCUCUUGCCAGAAAAAUUGGUUCUUCCAAUAAGGUGCAGCGAACAUCGCCUAGCAAACUUCGAGCAUAUUUUGAAGUUGCUGAUGCUACACUCACUGAAGUUCCAAUCCCAAAUGAGAAAGAAGACAUCAGCGUUCCGCAAGAAGAAGUCUUUAUUGAGAAAUCAAGAAACAAUGAUAGAACCAAUGAUGAGAAUCAGCAAACCAUAGAGAACGAUUUAUUGCCAAAACGUACACGAUAUUGUUGA
This is a messenger RNA of Acanthocheilonema viteae, 627 nucleotides long. The record is from the annotation of a GenBank genome assembly. Lineage: Eukaryota; Metazoa; Nematoda; Chromadorea; Rhabditida; Onchocercidae.